UAAUAUCUUGUUUGAGUAUAAUAUAGUACCAGAACCAAUGACACUGAUCUUAUUUUCCCUUUCACCUUAUUCUCCCCCUUCAGUUCCUUCACUACCAGAGAAGGAAGUCCUGCAACAAAUGAUUUAGUCUUUUUAAGGACUUUAAAAGAAAUGUACCUUACCAUAACCUUUGCUGGUACUAGAUUCACAACAAAAUCUAACUUGUGACCUUCAUAGUACCCCCAUAAAUACGGACCACAAGGAGGUUGUGCUGAUCAUUCUGUGUUUGAAAGAAUGCAGAAGUACCAAAUGACCGGUGUGGAGGACCCAACGCAGAAACCUUUUGAAGAAAACAUCGCCAAUGGUCCACAGGUUUUAAGGAAAAAACGUGCAGCUCAAGCUGAAAGAAAUACAUGUCAGCUUUAUAUUCAGACUGAUCAUCUAUUCUAUAAGCAUUAUGGAACAAGGGAAGCUGUAAUUGCACAGAUAUCAAGCCAUGUUAAAGCAAUUGACACAAUUUAUCAGUCAACAGAUUUCUCAGGAAUUCGUAACAUCAGCUUUAUGGUGAAACGAAUAAGGAUCAACACGACUGCUGAUGAGAGAGACCCUUCCAAUCCCUUCAGAUUUCCUAACAUUGGUGUGGAGAAGUUUCUGGAACUGAACUCAGAGCAGAAUCAUGAUGAUUAUUGCUUAGCUUAUGUAUUUACAGACCGUGAUUUUGAUGAUGGUGUCCUGGGUCUGGCUUGGGUUGGAGCUCCUUCAGGGAGCUCUGGGGGAAUAUGUGAAAAGAGCAAACUUUAUUCUGAUGGUAAAAAGAAGUCCUUAAAUACUGGAAUCAUCACUGUUCAGAACUAUGGGUCUCAUGUCCCACCUAAGGUUUCUCACAUCACUUUUGCUCAUGAGGUUGGACAUAAUUUUGGUUCCCCUCAUGAUUCUGGAAUGGAAUGCACUCCAGGAGAAUCCAAGAGUUUGGGACAAAAAGAAAAUGGCAAUUACAUCAUGUAUGCAAGAGCUACAUCUGGGGAUAAACUUAACAACAACAAGUUUUCUAUCUGUAGCAUUCGAAAUAUCAGCCAAGUCCUUGAGAAAAAGAGAAAUAAUUGUUUUGUUGAAUCUGGUCAGCCCAUCUGUGGUAAUGGAUUGGUAGAACAAGGAGAGCAAUGUGAUUGUGGAUAUAGUGACCAAUGUAAAGAUGAAUGCUGUUAUGAUGCAAACCAAUCAGAAGAUAGCAAAUGCAAGUUAAAACCAGGCAAAUCGUGCAGUCCCAGUCAAGGCCCCUGCUGUACCGCACUAUGUACUUUCAAACUGAAAACUGACAAGUGUCGGAAUGAUUCCGACUGUGCAAGAGAAGGAAUGUGUAAUGGUUACACUGCUCUUUGUCCAGCAUCUGAUCCUAAACCAAACUUCACAGAUUGCAACAGACAAACACAAGUUUGCAUAAAUGGGCAAUGUGCUGGCUCUAUCUGUGAGAAGCAUGGCUUGGAGGAAUGUACCUGUGCUAGUUCAGAUGGGAAGGAUGAUAAAGAAUUAUGCCAUGUGUGCUGCAUGAAUAAAAUGAAGCCAAUGACAUGUGCAAGUACAGGGUCUGUCGAGUGGGAGGCGUUUUUCCAUCACAAAACCAUUACUCUCCAACCUGGAUCCCCCUGCAAUGAUUUUAAAGGCUACUGUGAUGUAUUUAUGAGGUGUCGGUUAGUAGAUGCUGAUGGCCCACUAGCCAGAUUGAAGAAAGCAAUUUUUAAUCCAGAGCUGUAUGAAAAUAUUGCAGAAUGGAUUGUGGCUCACUGGUGGGCAGUAUUGCUUAUGGGAAUUGCUCUGAUCAUGUUAAUGGCUGGAUUCAUUAAGAUAUGCAGUGUUCAUACUCCAAGCAGUAAUCCAAAGUUGCCUCCUCAUAAACCACUCCCAGGCACUUUAAAGAGGAGGAGACCACCACAACCAGCUCAGCCACCACAACGUCAGAGGCCCCGAGAGAGUUAUCAGAUGGGACACAUGAGACGCUGACUGCAGCUUUUGCCUUGGUUCUUCCUAGUGCCUACAAUGGGAAAACUCCACUCCAAAGAAAACCUAUUAAAUCAUUGUCCCCAGUCUAAGUCUCAGAAGAAAAAAAAAAGGCAAGAUACAAAACAAGUGGCGAAGUUUAACUUUUAACAAUUGAAACUUCAAGCUAAAAAAGAAGAGAAAAAUGAUUUUCAUACAAACAUUUUUAACCGAAUGGCACAAAAUCUUAGAUUACCAUGGUUUUUCCCCCUUCUGUGCUCUUCAUUGCUGCAUUUUUCUUCACUUGCAGGCAAAUAUGGCUCUAGUAAACUUUUAUUCACAAAUUGAAAAAAUAUAUAUUUUUCAACUGCCAGUGAAGGCUAGGAAGCUAGACCACCUCAACAUUGGAGACAUUACUUGCCAAUGUAUAUAAAUUGUUAUAUGCAGACAUGUAUUUCUAACGUACACCCGUACUUUGUGUGCAAUUGUAAACAAAAAAUUGCAAUAUGGAUGUUUCUUUGUAUUAUAAAAACUUUCCGCUAUUAAUGAAGAAAUUACUGUUUAAUUGACAUACUCAGGAUAACAGAGGAUGGUGGUAUAUAAUGGUCAAGGAUUCAGUGAUGCUUUACACAGCAGUUUUUGAAUCAAAUCAAACUUUUUUUAUUAUGAUCAGAGUUGGUUUAAAUACUCAUUUCAUUUUUUAUCAGAACAGCUGCUAAGACAUAGCAUACAUGAUUGAAUGCUCUUAGAGUUGUGUAAAGCAAGUGUUGUGCAAACUUUGCCUAUGCCAGAAUGUUUCAAAAUUGCAUUUACUGUUUCCAAUUUUUCAUAGUUCAGCAUACGUAUUUUUAAUUUUUGUCUGAUUAUUCAGUUAAAUAAUGAAUAGUUGGAUGAAAUAAUUUCAUGCUUUAGUAGAAAAAUAUGCCUGUUAUACAACUUGUUUUUUAAUGAUUACAACCAGCUUAUUUGGGUUGUUCGGAUAUACUUACUGUAUGAUAAUUAGGUUCCUGAUUCUGAGGGAUGUGGAAAAGAUGAAAAGCUGUUGUUUUAUUAUUAUUAUUUUUUUUAAUUUAUCAAAUAUAUUGAUAACUUUUCAGCCCGAUACUGUUAAUGGAUAACCACUAAAAUACAAUAAUUUGCCCAGCUACAUAGCUGAGUUAAAUUGUAGUUAGGCCUACUGACUGUCUCUAAUUUUUUUUCUUUUACAAGUAGUGAAGUUCAAACAGCGCAAUGUCCCAUUCCAAAGUUUUUGGUUUUUUUUACAAAUGUAAAUAAUUGGCAUUUUUAAAAGAGAAAACAAAACAAUUGAAUGUCUUACUAUGCUUACUGCUAUGCAGGAAAUGAAAGGGGGGCAU
Alligator sinensis (Chinese alligator) is the source of this 3308-nucleotide messenger RNA. RefSeq names its product disintegrin and metalloproteinase domain-containing protein 10. Gene Ontology annotation, biological process: membrane protein ectodomain proteolysis; Notch signaling pathway. The transcript is spliced from 13 exons. Gene Ontology annotation, molecular function: metalloendopeptidase activity involved in amyloid precursor protein catabolic process. The record is from RefSeq and is a predicted model, not a curated record. NCBI's taxonomy places the organism in Eukaryota, Metazoa, Chordata, Crocodylia, Alligatoridae. Bases 274 to 1977 code for a protein of 567 amino acids. Gene Ontology annotation, cellular component: plasma membrane; synaptic membrane.